AUGAGCCACAGAAUGGACUAUCAUUCAGGUUCUCCGCAUAGGGGAGCUCAAGCUGAGUAUUGCGGCUAUCAACCCAAACUGACCGGAUCCCCCUCUGCAUCCAGGACCGUUGGCUUUGAGUCGACUACCGCAAUGACGCUGAAGAGCGAAUUCGGAUCCGUUCAGAGAUCAUCGGAGAGCCUUUUCGAUUUAUCAAACCCAUUUACCGAGGUUUUGACAAAAAUGAAUGAGAAAGAACAGCUCCAUGGGCUGAACGACCGUUUCGCCGGAUUCAUAGAGAAGGUGCGUCAUUUGGAGCAUCAAAAUGAAUUGUUCGAGAGGGAAAUCGAGGAAAUCAAACUAAAGGCACAGUCCCCUGCGUCUCUGGCCCAGGAGCACGAGCCAGAGCUUAUGGACCUGAGGAACCUAGUUCAUGACAUCACCCUUCAGAAGCGUCAGAUCGAGAUAGAGCAUCAGAACCUGGAGGAAGAUUUCCUCACCUUGAGAGACAAGUAUGAGCAGGAGGCACGUGACCGCUCGAACGCAGAGAACGGCAUCCUUGUGCUGGAAAAGGACGCCAACGAUGCAUACCUCGCCAAACUUCAGUUGGACAAGAAAGCGCAGUCUUUGGUGGACGAGAUCCACUUCCUGAAGAACAACCAUGAGGACGAGAUAUCAGAAAUGGUGGCCCAGAUCCAAGAGGCUCAAGUAACGGUCAAGGCGCACGACUUUGGCAAACCUGACAUCACAGAGGCUCUCCGGGACAUCCGUGUGCAGUUAGAAGGUCACGCCACCUCCGACAUUCAGCAGGCCGAGGAGGGCUUCCGUGUCCAGUUCACAAAGUUAACCAAAGCGGCAGAAAGUAACAGAGAGGCGUUGAAGGCAACCCAACAGGAGAUCCAGGAGAAUAGAAGGCACCUGCAGGGGAAAACAUUUGAACUGGACUGUGGUAAAGGAAUGAGAGAGGCCCUGGAAAAACAACUACAAGAGCUGGAGGAGCGUCACUAUGCAGAAUUGAUUCAUUACCAGACAAAGAAACUCCUGGAGGGUGAGGAGUCCCAUCUGUACACCAUCUCUGACACCCACAUCUCCAUGCCCUGCAUCUACCGCCAGUCCCCCGUCUACACCCUGCCUUGCCUGGCCCGGCAGGGAGGGCCCACACGCAGGUCUGAACCCCAGUACAAGUUUAUUGAGGAGAUCAUCUCUGAGACCACCAGAGACAUGGAGAUGUCCGAGAUCGAGGAGACAGGCUCCGAGGAGACAGUCGGGGGAGAGGGAGACGAGUUGAGACAGAAGCAGGGAGAAGAGAGUGACAAAGCUGAGAGGAGGAGUGGGGAAGAGGAGGAUGAGGACAAAGAGAAAGCUAAAGGUAAAGUGGAUGUUGAAGUGGACGCCCCGGAGGAAGAGGGUGAACAGGAGGAAGAGUCUAAGAGACAGCAGAUGGUAACAUCAGCAGAGGUCGAGGUAAAUGGAGACGGAGUUAGCCCUAGUGAGGGAGAAAAUGGAGAGGAGGGAGAUGAUGAAAGAGAGGAGAAAAAGGGGGGUGAGCCAGAUGCAAUCAAAAAGAGAGAGGACAUUGACAGAGGUGAACAUACACAAAGUGAAGUCAAAUCAGCUGAGGCAACCAGUGAGGGAGAGAAGGAAAAACUGGACACAACAGAGAAGCUAGACAGCGAGAUAAAUGAGACAUUAGAAAAAGAUGACACCCCAAAUCAUGGCAAAUCCCAACCAGGGAUUCCCAAGAAUGGUGACAUCUCAACAGAACCCAAAACGUCAGAGUCAGAGGAUAGCAAAACAGGAAGUUCAAUAAAGGGUGAACCACAGGUCCCCACAGAGGACAUCUCCAAAGAACCCAAAAAGGUGUCAGAGGAGAGAAAAAAAGAAAUCAAUUUAAAAGAGAAAAAAGAGGUAGAUCUGAAAGAGGAGAGUGCCCCAACAGAGCAACAACAAGAUAGCCCUAAAGAAAGUCCCAUCAAAGAGAGAAAAAAGGUAAAUCUGACAGAGCAGAGUGCCCCAACACUGGAGCAGAAACCUGAUCAGAAGGAGCACAGAGAGUCAGACCAACCUCAAGAGGCAGAGAGUGCUGUGACAACACAAGAAGAGGAUCUCCCUGAGCCCACAGAGAAGGACAUGGAAUACCCUGAUGACACUGCAGAGCUCAACAGCAGUUCAACCAAGGAGACAGUGGAGCAGGUGAAGUCACCUGAUGAUUCUGGUGUAAAAACGACACAAGAUGAGAGAACAGUAGGAGAAUCAACAACCGCCCCUAAACCAGACUCAACCCUCACCCCAGAAACAACGACCACCCCUACAGAAGAGAGUGAAAUGAUAGGCAGUGGUGACAAAGCUAAGACAAUCACACCACCAGAGGAACAGAUGCCUGCAGUUGCAGAGGGCAAGGACUCACACAGGGGGGUGCCAGAAAGCAACACAAUUCAGGAGAAACCAGAGGAAAGUAUGGACAAAGAGCCUGAGAAGGUUACAGAUCCCAACGAUGGACCACCAAAGACAGGUAAGGGUAACUUCAAGUUCCUUGGCUUCCACAUCACCAACAAACUAACAUGGCCCAAGGACACCAAGAAAGUCAUGAAGAGGGGCCACUGCCGAAGCUACCGGGGAUGCCUUAGACAGUCCGUCAUGCUCCCACGCUUCAGCUGGCUCUUCAGGUUCCCGUGCCUCAUCAGGGGUGACCGGCCUGCUCCUGGUACUCGGGACCGUUCCUCUGGUCGGCGUCCUGCUUCUUGA
This is a messenger RNA of Oncorhynchus kisutch (coho salmon), 2724 nucleotides long. Its product is annotated as neurofilament light polypeptide-like. Gene Ontology annotation, molecular function: structural constituent of cytoskeleton. Gene Ontology annotation, cellular component: cytoplasm; postsynaptic intermediate filament cytoskeleton; intermediate filament. The transcript has 6 exons. Gene Ontology annotation, biological process: neurofilament bundle assembly. NCBI's taxonomy places the organism in Eukaryota, Metazoa, Chordata, Actinopteri, Salmoniformes, Salmonidae. Bases 1 to 2724 code for a protein of 907 amino acids. The record is from RefSeq and is a predicted model, not a curated record.